Liolophura sinensis is the source of this 9170-nucleotide messenger RNA. RefSeq names its product unconventional myosin-Ie-like. Lineage: Eukaryota; Metazoa; Mollusca; Polyplacophora; Chitonida; Chitonidae. Gene Ontology annotation, cellular component: actin cytoskeleton; plasma membrane; microvillus. Gene Ontology annotation, biological process: endocytosis; actin filament organization. Gene Ontology annotation, molecular function: actin filament binding; ATP binding; microfilament motor activity. The record is from RefSeq and is a predicted model, not a curated record.
CUUAGUCAAACAAACGGCCUGACAGGACAUGGUCACGUCCUGUGUGAUUUUCUCUAACUUCUGUGUGUGUGGAGUGUUGGAAUAUAUCGAAAAGGAGGUUGUUGUUUGCCGAGCUACAAUACGAACAGGUGGUUAGUUGGAAAAUACCUUAUGAAGAAAGCGGCCGAUAAAGGAAGUUUGACAGGUUGCCGAUAAGCGUUGACUCAUCAACAAUGCCGUACCAUUGGCAGAGUCACAAUGUCAAGCGCAGUGGCGUGGAUGACAUGGUUCUUCUGGGGAAGAUCAACGAGGAGGCCAUUACAGAGAAUCUCAAAAAGAGGUUCAUGGACGACUGCAUUUAUACUUACAUAGGACCCGUAUUAGUGUCUGUGAACCCAUUCAAGCAGCUGCCCAUCUACGGAGACAAGGAGAUCGAGCUGUACCAAGGAGCUGCCCAGUAUGAAAACCCACCGCAUGUGUAUGCCCUGUCAGAUGAUAUGUACAGAAACAUGCUCAUUGAAAUGGAAAAGCAAUGUGUCAUCAUCAGUGGAGAAAGUGGAGCAGGUAAAACUGUUGCUGCCAAAUUCAUAAUGGGGUAUAUAGCCAAGAUAUCUGGAGGCGGCCCCACUGUGCAGAGGGUGAAGGACAUCAUACUGGAGUCUAACCCAUUGUUAGAAGCAUUUGGCAAUGCUAAAACAGUCCGCAACAACAACUCCAGCAGAUUUGGAAAAUAUGUUGAAAUCCAGUUCAGUAGAGGUGGAGAACCUAUUGGAGGGCAGAUCUCAAACUUCUUACUAGAAAAGUCCCGUGUUGUGAGCCAGAAUCCAAAUGAAAGAAGUUUCCAUAUAUUUUAUCAGCUAUGUGCUGGAGCAGAUGCCACAAUGAAAGAAAACAUGGGCAUAACCAACCCAGAAUACUACAACUACAUCAAUCAGAGUGGGACUUUCAAAGUGGACGGCACAGAUGAUGCCAAGGAAUUCAACGACACAAUGCAUGCCAUGAAUGUGAUUGGGAUAAGUCAGGGGGACCAGGAGGACAUCCUCAGUAUUGUGUCAGGUGUGCUUCACCUGGGCUCUGUCAGCUUCGUGGAGAGUGGCAACUACGCUGCUGUAUCUAAUGAGCAAUUCUUGGACUUUCCUGCCUACCUGUUUUCAAUUGAUGCGGGUUUGUUAAAGACAAAGCUGACGAGCCGUGUGAUGGACAGCAAAUGGGGAGGAAAACAGGAAAGCAUCAAUGUGACGCUAAAUGUGGAACAGGCAGUGUACACCCGCGAUGCCCUGGCUAAAGCACUCUACACUCGUGUCUUCGAUUUCCUAGUUCAGGCAAUCAACAAGGCUAUGAGAACAGAUGGAGCCCCAGUCAGUAUUGGAAUCCUGGACAUUUACGGAUUUGAAAUCUUCUCGAAGAACGGCUUUGAACAGUUCUGUAUUAACUAUGUCAAUGAGAAACUCCAGCAGAUAUUUAUUGAGUUGACGCUCAAAGCAGAACAGGAGGAAUAUGUGAAGGAAGGGAUCAAAUGGACGCCUAUAGAUUACUUCAACAACAAGAUAGUCUGUGAUCUAAUAGAGAGUAAAAGCCCACCCGGGGUAAUGUGUGUGCUGGAUGAUGUCUGUGCCACCAUGCACGCCGUCUCUGAGGGGGCAGACCAAAAACUACUUCAGAAACUCAAUAGUGCUGUGGGAACUCAUCAGCACUUCAGUGGUUCUAACAUAGGCUUUGUCGUCCAUCACUAUGCAGGAAAGGUGUGCUAUGAUGCAGAUGGGUUCUGUGAUCGUAACAGAGAUGUUCUAUUUAAUGAUCUCAUACAGUUAAUGCAAAACUCUUACAGUAACUUUAUACGGGCGCUGUUCCCGGAGGAUGUCAGUAGUGCAAUAAAGGGUCCAACUGCCAGUAGUAAGAUCAAGAACCAAGCCAACAAGCUGGUCCACAGCACUGAUGGAGUGCACCCCUCAUAUAUCAGGUGCAUCAAGCCUAAUGAGACCAAGAGAGCUCAUGACUGGGAAGACAACAGAGUAAAGCAUCAGGUGGAAUACCUGGGUCUUAAGGAGAACAUCAGGGUGAGACGGGCAGGGUUUGCCUACAGAAGAGAGUUUGAGAAAUUCCUCAGAAGGUAUGCCAUCCUGACCCCCGAGACUUGGCCUAUGUGGAGAGGAGAACCCAGACAGGGGAUCAGUCAUCUCAUGAACUCGGUUAACAUGGAUCGUGAUCAGUUCCAACUCGGCAGAACCAAAGUCUUCAUCAAAAACCCAGAAUCUCUGUUUUUAUUAGAGGAAGUGAGAGAGAGAAAGUUUGAUGGCUAUGCCCGAAUCAUUCAGAAAGCCUACAGGAAGUACUAUGCUAGGAAGCAGUAUUUCAAGAUGAGAGAAGAAGCCUCAAGCAUUGUGUUUAACAAGAAGGAAAGGCGACGGUUCAGUUUGAACAGGAACUUUGUGGGGGAUUACAUCGGCCUGGAGGAUAACCCUGCGCUGAGAGCCCUGGUGGGCAAGAGAGAGAGGAUUGACUUUGCUGAUACAGUCAACAAAUAUGACAGGAGGUUUAAGAGUGCAAAGAGAGACAUGUUGUUAACACCAAAGUUCCUGUAUUUGGUGGGAAGAGAGAUGGUGAAGAAAGGUCCGGAGAAAGGUCUGAUGAAGGAAGUGGUCAAAAGGCAAAUUCCCAUGGAAGCUAUUUCUCAUUUAUCUCUGAGUUCACUCCAGGAUGAUUUCUUCGCCCUACAUGUGCAGGGUGAAUAUGACAGUCUGCUCGAGUGUUAUUUUAAGACGGAGUUCCUCUCCACUCUCUCUAAGAGAUAUAAGGAGAAAACUGGCAAAGUCCUUCCUCUCAAGUUUGGAGACAUUGUGGAGUUUUCAGUGAAGAAGGAAGGGUGGGGUGGAGGCGGCACUCGCCAGGUACGCUUCAUGAGGGGCCAGGGAGACCAGGCUGUGCUCAAACCUUCAGGCAAAACUCUCUCUGUCAGUAUAGGGCCAGGCUUACCCAAAGAUUCCAAACCAGGUAAUAAAGGCCGUCCAGCAGCUAACGGGGCAUCUCAGGGCAGACGACGUCCUGCUCCCUCAGGGUUCCGGCCUGCCCACAGGCCUGCACCUGGCAGACCACCGGCCAACCUGGGACGACCGCCUAGCCCUACCAUCUCCGUGAACUACAGUACUGUGAACAAAAAUAAAGCCAACAGUGGUCCGCAGCUUGGGAUUGCUCCCCAUGGUAUCAGGACUGGUGAAAAAGCUCCUGCACUUCCCAAAUUCGGACCACCUAAAACAACAUACAACAGAGGGUUGAACAACAACAACGACUUCCUGAAAACUCCUGAUGCGGGAGUUGCAGGAAAGAAGCGGCGGAACUCUGGUUCCAAGAGGCCUAACCCAGGCGGAGGUCGACCUAAACCAGCUGCUAAACCCCGCCCUGCUGGGCCCCAGUGUAGAUGUCUGUAUGCCUAUGACGCAGGGGAUACAGACGAGCUCAGCUUCAAGGAGGGAGAUUUGAUUGAACUUACAACUGAAGAUCCUUCUGGUUGGUGGACAGGGAAAUUAAGAGGGAAGACCGGGCUGUUUCCAUCAAACUAUGUGGAAAAAUUAUUUGUACAUUAAUUAAUUACCUCCCUCUUGACAAAAGUGGUACCAUCCAUGUGUGACGAGACCUACAUUUUCAUAUUAAUUUUAAUAUCAUGGAUGAAUCCAGUAUGAUGAGAAAGGGGGUAACGUGGACUUACUUCAAUGGAUUCACUGUGAAAUGCACAUUUGGUCGAUUUCAUGUGUAAACGGUGUCUAUGGAGCUUGUGGCUAUAACAUUGCUGAUGCUGAAAUGACAGCAGCAUUUUCUUAUUCAUCAAGUAUUGCCUUCAUCGUCUUGACGACAUGUCAGGAAAGCCAAAUAUUCCAUGAAAUUGUUUGCAGCUCAGUGAAAAAGGAUGUGAAUGUUGCAUUGUGUGUUUACAUCAGGGUGUAGAACUAACAGUGACUGCUGUAUCGUUGUGUUGUUGUGUUGUUGUGUUGUUGCCAGUGCUGGCAUAAAUCACUUCGAAGUUAGAUGCAUACUUGGAUCAAAUCAACUAUAUUAAUAUUUUUGGUGUAAAGCUUCAGAUCUGGGCUCAUAUCUCAGCCUUGAAAUAAAUUGUAACUGUUAGCAUUUUAAGUUUUAAUUUAUGUUUUCGAAAUCAUAAAUUGUAACAAAGUUUGUGACAGUUGCCUUCUUUGUGACACACGUUUUGCUUGUACAGCGUGUAGAAAAGUCAUUUUUGUUCCAGUUUGAUGUUAUAUGAAACACUUUUGAAAGAAAUCUUUCUUCUUACAGAAGAGGUGGAUGCUUAGGGAUGUUCUUCCCUAAUAGAUGUAAGGUAUAUCAGAAACCAAUAUGUUAACUUACAAGUAAGCACAUGUAUUAAACAGUACCCUGAUAACCUAAAGAAAAUGUUUGUAUAAAAGAGGCAGGACAGCGUUGUGUGCAUGUAUCUGUACAUAUAUUACAGAAUGCUGUCAUAUUUUACAUACAUUACAUCCAAGUAUUGUAUGAGGCAUAGAUGUGACAUAUUUUUCUCUAGAUAUUUUUUUAGAAAAUCAUCUUACAAAACUGGCUUUAAUUCUUUGAAAACAAUGAAUUGUACAUAAUGGGACGAGACUUUGAUUAACAUAUUGUAAUCUAAGUUAUUAUGUAGGAUAGCUUAACCUCACUUUUUGGUUUUUAAUCUGGUGUUUAGAAGUCAUUUCUUAUUUUUUGUGUGAUUGAAGUGGGGCAAACUUUUUUUUGUGGCAGAAUCAUGUAAGGCCAUACGGAGUUGCAGUACAAACAAAUCUGAAAAAUCGCAGAAAAGUCCAUUUUGUUCAUAUUAAAAUCUCCAGAUGAGAACCUAGAUCUGUUAUCAACAUGGAAGUACAUAACAUCUGAGGAUGUUUCUGCAUUGAUUUGAUCAAGAGAUUUUUAAAAAAUUUAUACAACACUGCAGGGUCAGUUUGUUUCUGAAGUCUAAAUUAGCAUUGCCAAGGAAAUAAAGGAAUGUGUGAGCUUGUUUAAUGUGUAAGCAGCCAUCUGAUUGUGUUGUAACAUAACAAUACAUAUACAAGCAGUUCUGUAGAAAAUUUAGAGUUAUUCAUGAAGUGAUGCACUGAUGAUGGCUGUUUAUCUGUCUGCAGAAUUAAAGGAUUUGUGCUUUCUUUGUUCUUGGAUCUCCAUGGAAUUUGUUGUAAAUGCCUGUGUUUUGGGGUUUUUUUUACCUGGGGAAAUUAUUGUUAUAUUGGAUUGUAGGUGGAUGCAAGUACGGGUUUGUGUAAGUAUAAGUAUAUUUGAGUUUGUCAGCAAAACAGUUUUACCCCUAUGUUGUCCAAUAAUUGAAGUCUUGCCUCUUGUAAAAUGGUGUCAGUGUGAGCCUCUGUUUCCUGUGGCACACAUUGGCGGACAAGAGGGCCUUUUCCAUGUACAGUAUGUAUCUACAUUUCUGCUGGAUUCACUCAUUCCGCCUCUACAUUUAUAUCGUAGUUUUAAAAACGCAGUGUUCUAGCCUUAACCCAGCUAUAUUGAUGGCCUUAAAAAGAUGGUGUCCAGCCUUAACCCAGCUGUUAAGAUAGCCCUGAAAACAUGGUGUCCCAGCCUUAACCAAGCUGUAAUGAAAGCUGUAGAAAUAUGGUGUUCCAGCCUUAACCAAGCUGUGAUAACUUUAAAGAUAUGGUAUACUGGCCUUAACCCAGCUGUAAUGAAAGCCUUAAAAACAAGGUGUUCCACCCUUAAACCAGCUGUAAUAUCCUUAAAAAUAUGGUGUCCUAGCCUUAAGUUAGCUGUUAUGACAGCCUUAAGAACAAGGUGUCCUAGCCUUAACCCAGCUGUAAUGAUAGCCUUAAAUAUAUAGUGUCAAGCCUUAACCCAGCUGUAAUGAUAGUCUUAAAUAUAUAGUGUCAAGCCUUAACCCAGCUGUAAUGAUAGUCUUAAAUAUAUAGUGUCAAGCCUUAACCCAGCUGUAAUGAUAGCCAUAAAGACAAGGUGUAUGUAUCAUCCAUGAAUAAAGCGAACAUGAAAUACCUGCGCCGUGUUUGAACACCUGAGUCUUGGAUGUUUAUGACUGGGGGUUUUGCCAUUAAAUGCAUUUAAAUUUAGAUGUUGUAAAAUUCAGUAAGAAGACUGGUCUCCCAUGUGCAUGUGGUCUUUUAAUCUCAAUAGUUAACAUCGAUGUACUAGAAACAAAACCAUUGACCAUUGCGUUGAGGUGUGCAUCAGAUCACAGAAGCAUUAAAUAUUCUAAUAUCUCAGUUUUUAAUUCAUGAUAUCCGAGCCUGCCUGAACAUAAUGCCGUUCUCUUAUUUUGUGGUAUUAAGUAGGGUCACCUCUCAGUCAAUAUCUACGUUUAAUUGUUAUUCCAUGACAGCUGUUUUUAUUUCUGUGAAUUUUCUAACCCACACAUGUCUAUUCCUUAUCUACAUGUACAUUCCUGUGUUCCCUUGUAACAGUAACAGAUACUAAACAUAUUUAUAGAUUUUUCUAGGGUUCAUUACCAGGUGAAAAAUUGUAUGAAUUGUUCUCUUGACUAAUUAUAUAAUUAAGCUAACAACAACAUGCUGUUUUAUUUUUUUAAUUGCAUGUACAUGUACUUUGGUUCUACUAUAGCCAUCAUUAUGUCAACGAUGUACAGCAUUCGUUUGUAAUGGUAUCUGUCUUGCAACUUAUUCAGAAUGUCAAGAACUUGUUAACUCUUUUAGUUAAGCACAGCUUAUUUUCCUCAGUGAUAAGAGAAUGCAGGUACGUGUAUGUCAUGCAAACGAAUAAAUGCGCCUCUUCAGGUUGUAAUCAAAAACAGUUCUAGGGAAUCAAUUCAUAGCUUCAUGCAGAUUGUAUGGCUUCCAGUUUGGACUCUUUUGGAGCCAUGCCUUUGCUGAAGAUAACAGAUGUGUGUUGACAAAGUCAGGAAACAUGCAUGCCAUUCCGUCCCUAAUAGUGACCACCAUGGAGAGCUGAGCUGGAGUCGAUUCCAUAUAGCCAUUUCUGACUUAAGUCAAACUUUGAAAUACGAUCUCAAAACUUAUUUUGGGGUUUUAGAAAUUAAGAUCUUGUAGACCUCAUCAGUAUGUUAUCUUAAGACAGAUGUUUCCAAAUUUCAGUACCAAAAACUAAGCAUGGUAGAGAGUUUUUAAAUUUUGGAGUUAGAAAGGGCUUUGUGGAAUCGACCCCAGGUGACCUCUGUGGUCCAAAGCCAAAGUCUCUUAACAGUUGCCUUGUCUGUAAAGUGGACAGGACUCUUUAUCGUGGAAUUUCCAGAACGAAUUUGACACACACAGAAUAAUGAAGAAUUAGAACUUCUGUUUUUGUACAAAAUGUGCUAUGGUUGAUUAUUGUUAAGGUUAAAGAGUAUCAAGCUUGAGGAUAAUAAGUCUGAGAGCUCACUUUGUUUUGUUAUAUAAUUUUUUUGCUUCUGAAUUGUCUGUAAAAUUGUGGAAUGAGAGUAAAGAAUCUUUAGUACAGUGUAUUUUAACAAAUUACUUGUAACUGUUUUAAUGAACAGAAUGUGAAAUACUGACAGCAGUGAAAAAUGCACUUCACUGUGAUACUACAGCCCCUGCCACUACAUUGUCCAGUAGCGGUACGUCCACUAUGGGGUGAUCUGUACUGUGAUGUUAGGAUACUGACUGCCAUCCAGACACCAGAUUUGAUGCGCUAUAUUAUCAUCAGCAUUCCAAGGCAAGUUUUGUCUGCGUUUUUUUUAGAUAUCUUUAGACGAAAGAUGAUACCUAGUAAUUGAAAGGUGCUACAAAUACAUGUUGGUGUAUGUAUGUGGUUAAAUGGCUUCAAUAUGCAUCAUUUGCAUUACUCUAGUUCACAGUAUUGUAGAUCUGUCAGCAACCUGCGGAUGGUCAUGGGAUUCCCUUGUGAUUUGCUCCCACGACAAUGCUGGCCUCUGUUGUAUAAAUGAAAUAAUCUUGAGUGCAGCGUACAGUCCUUAUCAAAUAAACCACUAUACUUUGUGCCAACAGACAAUGAUUCCACCUUAAAGGCUGUGGGUAGUCUUUAGUAUAGAUAUUGUCACAGGUUGUGGAAGUUUAUGAGUGUGGACAGAGCAGAAGGCUGACAAAACACAAAACACUUGAAAAUUUGAAGAUAGUUCAUUCAACAAAUGUGACUGACUGUACAUGCAGGAUUCACUCCAACUGUACAAAUGACUAUGCGUGUAAAUUCUGCAGAUGAGAGCAACUUCCAAAAAUGGAGUUUUUCUUAUCUUUAUACAAACUCAGCUGUCUCAACAUACCAGUUUACGUUUUUUUUCUGUGACAUUUUCUUUACUAUUUAUACAUUAUGCUUGUGUUACCAGCUCAUGCUCUUCAGCUUUUGUAUCAUUACUCGUUGACUUUCCCAUACAUGAUUUCACAGAUCAAAGGCUUUUUCCACUUUGUAGCAAUAAAUAUGGUGUGGCUUUUACAUUUUUAUCAUGUGUAGUUUGUAUGCCAGUCUUGUUAGUUAUUUUCAGAAUUUUGACAUCACUGUACAUUCAUGUAUUGUUAUUGUUUUCUCGGGCUGCCUUGAGUGUUUUUGUGUGACUAUGCAAUUGAUUUUGACAAUGUUUGUUACUGGUGUAGACAUAACAUUCCAGUGUACGUGCCAGAAGCCUAUAAAGAACAAAGCUGUUUUACAGAAAGGUUGUAGAUGGGUAUAUUUACAAAUACAUGAUAUAUAUAUAUAAAUAUAUAUACAUUGAUUCAUUGAUCUGAACCUACAUAUAAUCAUACCUGAUCAACUGAAAUUGAUAAGAAUUAGUGAAUGACAACAUGGGUCUAAUUGCUUUCUGGGUAAGCGUCUAAGAUGUAUUUGAGGAAAAGUUUUGAAAUCUUUGUAAAAUCACCCGAAGUACAUGUAGAAGCAAUUUCUGACAAUAAAGUACAUACAUAUAUAUGUCUCCUUAAUAAUCAUGUUGGUUAAUUUGGGAAAUGAUCAUACUUGGUAAGUAGCAUUGCAGUUGUUUACACAAAGAUGAAGAUUUCACCCAUCACGUCAUAUGCCAACACUGGUUUUGCACUUAUGUGGAAGCAGUCUCUUGUGUUGACAGAAUUACAUGUGAAAGACCUUUGUUCAUUGUAGACUGCUGGCAUCAUUUGUUAAUUUAGAAUCAGCUUAUAAAUUUGUUACAUCUAUUUUAUAGUAGGAGGCUUUUCUCUGUAGUGCAUAUAUACAUGAUAUUAUGUAGCAUUGGCAUAUGUACAAUAAUGAAAACAAUAAAUUCCCCUUUA